Molecule: messenger RNA, 643 nt
Organism: Pelodiscus sinensis (Chinese soft-shelled turtle)
Lineage: Eukaryota; Metazoa; Chordata; Testudines; Trionychidae
Source: RefSeq, a predicted model, not a curated record
UUUUAUCGUUCACAAUUCUGAUUUCACUUUUUUUAAAGUUACUUAGGAAGGUGUCUUGCAUCUAACUAGGUCUGUCUAAUAUGCAGCAUUCUUAAAUACUUAAAAGAUAAGUGUUCAUGUAUUUCUUUGGAGAAAUAAUUUUAAUUUUACUUUGUUUCAGUAGAGUGAAGUUGGCAUUUAGAUAAGUAAUCAAAGAUGGCGUCCUACUUAGCUCAAGAAGUUCAGCUUGCUAGAAGACAUGAUGAGAUACUGUCUCAGAGAUCAGUAUUGCUACAGCAGAUGGAGACUCAUCUAGGGGACAAAAAGACUGAAAAGACAUUGCAAAUGCUAGCAGCUGAUGCAGCUUAUAAAAGAAAUACAGCACUUUUAAAUACUCUCUAUUGGGCAUCAGUAGAAGAAUCUAUUCCUAAGUGGGAGCAGUUUCUUUUAGGAAGAGCACAAACACCUGUUGGUUUUAAGAAAAAGAAAUCUUCAGAGUAUAACAUAAGUCAUGCAAAAGUUGCUGCACAAAGAUGAAGAGGAAACAAAAGAGAAACUACCUUUUGACUUCAGUGGGAAAAAUAAUCCUGUACAGACAACCGCAUAUAAGGCCAUUGAAUUGCACUUAAAUUUAUGUAUAUUAAAAUUAAUCAUGUUUGAUGGA